Messenger RNA from Rotaria sp. Silwood2, 501 nucleotides. The record is from the annotation of a GenBank genome assembly. NCBI's taxonomy places the organism in Eukaryota, Metazoa, Rotifera, Eurotatoria, Philodinida, Philodinidae.
AUGUUGUCACCAAGUUUUGUAACACAUUCAAGUAAUUAUGUACCUGAAAUGACCAAAUUUACUGACAAAAUUGUUCGUAAUGGUUAUGCAUAUAAAUUAAAUUUAACGGUUUAUUUUGAUACAUUAAAGUUUUAUGAAAAACAUUCAUAUGCACAAUUAGAACCAGAUCGAAUGGAUGAUGUCGAAAGUAAAUCUGAUGAGCCUACUUGGGAAUCAUCAUGGGGAAUCGGUCGACCAUACUCCGAUAUACAAUGUGCUGCUAUAACUAACAUUCUGUUAGGUUCACCAUUCGACAUUCACAUGGGUGAUAUUAAUCUCAAAUUCCCUCAUCAUAAAAAUAAAAGUGUUCAAUGUAAAGAAUAUCAUGCUAAUGCUGAUUCAUGGGUCAAUCUAACAUAUAAAUAUCAAACAUUAUCAAUAUCAUCAAAUUAUAUUGGUAAAACUGAUCAAAUACUUGAACAAUAUUAUUUUUUAAUCAAAUUCAUCUAUUAUUUCUUGUAA